Alternaria infectoria is the source of this 318-nucleotide messenger RNA. RefSeq lists its product as uncharacterized. The transcript is spliced from 4 exons. The record is from RefSeq and is a predicted model, not a curated record. The coding region runs from base 1 to 318 and encodes 105 amino acids. Lineage: Eukaryota; Fungi; Ascomycota; Dothideomycetes; Pleosporales; Pleosporaceae.
AUGAUCCUCAAGCUCAACUACUACUACACCAACCAAACCUUACUCACAUACUUCAUCAUGCCUCGCAACGGAGACGGAUCCUCAGACAACGGCCCCAUCGAGGUCGGCAAGGACGCUGUCCACGGCGCCUCUGGAGACUCAACCCUCGAGCACACCAAGAACAACGUCGCUCCCAUGCCUGAAAUCGAGAAGGGCGAAGCUAUCGAAGGCAUGAACGCCUCCGGCGGCGGCCUUGCACCAAAGAAAGGCCACACCGGCCAAGGCGCCCCCGCCACCGACUCGAACAAGCCCGCGCCUGUCGACGAGGUCACCAAAUAA